Gadus morhua (Atlantic cod) is the source of this 1969-nucleotide messenger RNA. It is a transcript of the gene spp1, whose product is annotated as secreted phosphoprotein 1. Gene Ontology annotation, biological process: ossification; cell adhesion. Bases 114 to 1130 code for a protein of 338 amino acids. The transcript is spliced from 7 exons. The record is from RefSeq and is a predicted model, not a curated record. NCBI's taxonomy places the organism in Eukaryota, Metazoa, Chordata, Actinopteri, Gadiformes, Gadidae.
UCAGCAGUCAAAGCAGGAGGAUACAGACCUGCUCUCUCUCUCCAUCCCCUCUGAACUUAAAAGUCCUGCAGAACUUCAGACCUAUUUUGUAGUCAACAGCAAAGACCAGUGACAUGAUGAAGGCGGCCAUUAUUUUCACUCUGCUCCUGACCACUGUGCUGUGCAGACCGGCCAGGAGAACAUUCAGCAGCUCAGAGAGCUCAGAGGAACAGGUUAAACCCGCCCGGGCCAAGGGAAACCGAGCUCCAGUCCAGGCGGUUGUGGACCUCGUCUCUGCGGUGAAAUCUGCCAUCACAGACAUCCUCUCAGAGUCAACGGCGCUGCCCGACCCCUCCGCCACCCCAGACACCGCGUCUGACCAAAGCCAGGAUGACGCUGAUGAUGAGGAAGAUAACAGCGAAGACACAGAGGAGAAUGAAUCCGAUGAGGACGAGUCCGGCGAGCCCUCCACCCCAUCGCCCGUUACCGGGACAACGGUGAUGGCGGUCGGGACAGAGGAGCCCACGGCGGACACCACGGUGGAGCCCAUCACCCCCACCGUGGUCACCGACCAGGGCCGCGGGGACAGCCUGCUGCGCUUCCCCAGCGAAUACAAGAGCAACCUGUACGGGGAGGACAAGUCCUACCACAAGGGCCUCUCGCCCUACAAGUCCUACGAGGUGCUGGAUGGGGCGAAGAGGAUGGCCUACGACAUGACCAAUGGGAACGAGGUGGAGAAGGGCCUGAAGGUCUACAAGGCGCUGCAGGUGCAUGCUGACCUCCUGGAGGAGGACACCAGUACUCCGGAGGUGGAGAGCCAGGGUCUGGACACCUCCUCCCCAGACCAAGAGGCCAGUCCCAAGCAGGCCCUUCUCCCCAACCUCCAGGAGCAGGAGGUUAGCUUCAGCCCCAGCGACGCCGCCCCCACCGACAGCUCCAGUGCCACCGACGAGGAGGCCGAGGAGAGCACCGCCAGCCCUAGCGAUAGUGCCAGCGCUAGCGACGAGUCGGAGGACAGCGAGGACGCCACAGCCACACCCGGCGCUGCCGAUAGCCAAUCGGAUGAGUCUGACAGCGUUGAGGGCGACUCAGAUGAAGAGGGGGCGUUGGUGCCUGUCAACACCACUGACAUGCCAAUGUUGGCCAAAUGAAGCCCCGCCCCUCCGGCUGAGGAGAGGUGGACAGUGACACCAGUGUGGUAGCACAGUUCAUGGCUGCCCAGUUCACAGUGUUGCUCAACACCGCCCCCUAUCUGCUGGCUUCUGCUGCCGCACCAUGCAGGGACUCUAGCCCUCCAUCUUAUAUUAUUCCACUCAGCCAGGUCAAAGCGUUGUAUUACCGUAGGGCAGUCACUAUUCCCUGGGAUGGGCAAGACAUGGAUUUAGACAGUAAAGACUAUGGCCUUGGACAGGAAAAUUACACCCUGGCCUUACACUCUAGCACUUCCAGGUCAAAGGUUAAAAGUUAAAUCAACACAAACGGUUGGAUUCUGAUAUCUACAGUGUAAAACAGUAUUUAUUCAUGUAUCAUUAUGUAAACUAUGGCAUAGUUAAAGUUUAGGAAAUCUCAGUAAUAGCUAAUGAGUGCACAGCCGUGUGUGGCAGUUGCUGAAUUAACCUUAGACCCUCAUAUUGGAGUGGCCUAGCCUAGCAUGCUCUCUGGACCAAGAUAGCACAUGCACACUCUUGUUCUCACAUUAAACACAAGACCCAACACACAGCAGGUUGUCAAAGGCAUGCAUCCUGGCUCAGUGCUAUGGUCAUGGUAAUGCAUCAGCUUGUACCAUUUCACAAGGGUUAGGGUUAUCAAUUGAACGGUUUUCGAUUCAUGAGAAAAAAAGUUUUAACGUUUGGGAAAAAAGACAUGUAAACACAUAUUACCUUCAGGGGUAUACAGAAAGACUGUCUGACAAACAGACAGACACAAGGGCUGACAUACAGGCUGACACAGACAGACAUGCAAUAAAAUAAAUAUUAUUUUCCUUCUCCAA